CUGUGAUUGUGUAACACAGCAGUGUUGGAGAGCAGAGGGGGAAGUUUCAGAGGCUGGGGUGCUUUUAUUCGGAAAGAAUGGGAUUCGUUUCUUUUGUCUAACUUGGGACAUUUUGCCAACAAUCUUUGGACAGCCUGUGUUUGGAAGGGUUCGAAAUUCUGCUUGGACUCAAUUACACAAACAGUCCGUUUUUUCUGCUUCUCGUGGAAUUAUUGGUUAAUUGUCCUGGAGGUUCUUGAGGUUAAUUGUUAAAGAAGCUGUUUUUGAUUUUUUGGGUGUUUAGUACGCCCGUUUCCCGCGCCACAUACGCGCUCCAUCCCAGCCUACAUCAAUAACAACAACAUCGAGCUGAGAGGAGAGGAGCUUGUCGCGCGCGCGGCGGCGGCAGCCAAUCAGCGGCCUGGUUUCUGUUCAGCAUCUCUGACGGCUUCAACCAUCGGGUGGACUCGAGCGCAGGCGGUAGGGAGGAAAGACACCUGAAGGCUUCUCGACGCGCUAAAAUGGAUUUGUAGAAUCGAAAGCGCGCUGGAGGAUUGCGUCACCAGCACAAAGAGAAAACAAAAGUCAGCAAACUUUACCACUUCACAGAAGGAACCAAAUACCCGCUCAACGAUGGCAGAUCAGAAAGACAAUAUAGAAGACUUUAAGGUCCAGACGGCCAAGCACCCGAACGCCGGAUCAGUUGCUUUACGGCCGCACAGUGAACACUCGAAAGACCGGAUGUCUAAAAGGCUUUCGACUGAGUCCAAUGGAACCAGUGACGGAGGCGCCGGCUCCUCCACGCCAGUCGAGUUGACCGCUUUAGAGGAGUCGUUUCGACGGUUUGCCAUCCAUGGAGACACUCGCGCCACUGGCAAGGACAUGCACGGCAAGAACUGGUCCAAACUCUGCAAAGACUGUGGCGUGAUUGACGGCAAGAACAUCACUCUUACUGAUGUGGACAUUGUCUUCAGCAAAGUAAAGAAGAAAACUUGCCGCACCAUCACAUAUGACGAAUUCAAGGUUGCACUCGGUGAGCUGGCCAGGAAGAAAUACAAAGACAAGACGGGGGAGGAGGCUGAGGCGGAGGUCUUUAAGCUGAUCGAAGGGAAGGCGCCGGUCAUCGCCGGAGUCACAAGAGCCGUGGCGUCCCCGACCGUCAGCCGUCUGACAGACCCCACCAAGUUUACCGGCUCGCACAAGGAGCGCUUCGACGAAACCGGCCGCGGUAAAGGGAAGGCCGGGCGGGUAGACAUAGUUGACACUUCAGGAUACGUCUCUGGAUACAAGCAUCGAGGGACAUAUGAGAAGAAAGUGAACAAACCCACAGAGGGUAGACCCAUGUGAGGGCGAAGAGAAACAUUUCAUCCACUACCAGGAUGAUUUUAUAUUUAAAAAAAAAACAUACUUAGAAAGCACAAAAAAAAAAGGUUUCAUCUAUUUUCCCGCUCAUCUGUUGUGUUUUUUUCUUUUUGAGGAGUUCUUCUCUUUGUGUAAGAACUGGAAAAAUGUUUACAGCUAUUUUUACAAAGUCGUCACCAGCUGGUACAUUCCUGUCUGAUAGCAAGUGACUGCCAAAACACGAGAAGAACAAAUGCAACUGCAAUGCCAUGAGUAUUCAAAGUCUGUUAUGAUAGGACCUUAUGUUUAUCGAGCACAACGAACAACAUGCCAAGAAAAGCAGCAUUGCAACCGUCUGAUGAAUUAGCAACAUUGCACUUUUUAAUAGAAACAUUUUUACUACCAUAUUUAGCUACAUUACAUUAUUCAGCACCUAAGGCGUUUUUAAUCCGCUUUAGCUUCAGCUGUGAUCGGCACACAGGUAACUGAUGUUUGCUGUAAAAGCCUAUUUCCUAUUAAGCAGUGUUGCACUAUGGCUUAAAAAAACCCUGUUCAGUCUUUUAAUUAAGUUCAAAAGGUCACUGGAGCAGAAAGUCCUAAGAUUACUCGUAUUUAUUUGAGUCACACCUCUAAAGAAAACUUUGAAAGGGAUUGCUUUUACAUGAAACUAAAGGGAUCAUUUUUCUCACUACUUCCUUUUACACACAAAGAAAAUUAGGGCACCUAAAUGUGUUAGCACUAUUCCCAACUUUAAAGAAUUUGUCUUUUUGCUCAACCGAGACAUAUUUGCGUUGUCAGCUUGUGUUUAAAUGUGUCAUAUAUUUUACUCUUCAUUUAGACAAAAAAAAACUCCAUCCCUUCAUGCUGCGUGUGGCUCUUCAUGAAAUCUUUACUCUCACUGUGUUGACGUCUCAGAGUCUGCACAAAAGUGUAAAAAGCCUUUUCAUUCUGAUAAAAGUACUAACUCUUCAACAAAAGAAAUGUUAUUAGACUGUAUUUUUAACAUUUUCUCUUUAGAUUAAAACUAAUCAACCCUGUGGCAAGACUGUGUAAAUAUUCAGACAUAUUUAGCCGCGCACCCUAAUUUAAAUCACUGGUUGUGUGUUUUAAAUUUUCCUGUGAUGUGUACUUUUUUUUGCAUGUUCUGAAUAUAUUGUUCCAGGGCCUUUAUGGAUGAAAACUCUGAAACUGCUGUGCCAAACUAACAACUGUUGUGCUUAAAAUGUCAUUGAAGCCGUGGGAUACUGAUAAAAUCUUGUGUUGCUUGAAAUGUUUGCAAAGUAAAUUAUCCUCGAAUGCAACUCUUUUUGUCUGUACUGUUAAUGUUUGGUUAUCGAACUGACGAAGCAGGGUUUUUUUAAUGUUUAUUUACUAAGUAUUCCACAUGAAAGGAGAAACAAACAAGCCACUUUUGUAAAAUAUUUUUCCAAGAUAACAGUUUCUUGUGUAACGCACUACCUGUAGCCUCAGCCGAUGAAGAGUCAUGCAUCAAAACUAGCAGCUCGGUGUGUUUUUGUGUCUGCUGCGAACGCUGGAGUAUCGUUUCUGUGCUUCUGAUGCCAAAUAAUGUGCACUUUUAUUGUGGAGAAACAAUAGUUUUCCAAGUCCUUUUUAACAUGCUCAUUGUGACCCAGUGCAUGCCGUGUUUCAGCGUCUGUCCUUGAUCUCGAGAUUUCUCCAGGUGUGUUCAUGAUUUAUAGUGCUUUAUUCAAAAAAUAAAGAAAUCCCAACAUG
This is a messenger RNA of Oryzias latipes (Japanese medaka), 3054 nucleotides long. RefSeq names its product tubulin polymerization promoting protein (gene tppp). Gene Ontology annotation, molecular function: tubulin binding. The record is from RefSeq and is a predicted model, not a curated record. Gene Ontology annotation, biological process: positive regulation of protein polymerization; microtubule bundle formation; microtubule polymerization. NCBI's taxonomy places the organism in Eukaryota, Metazoa, Chordata, Actinopteri, Beloniformes, Adrianichthyidae. Gene Ontology annotation, cellular component: microtubule.